GUCGCUGAUACCACCUGGUCGACCAUUUAUCGCCCUUGUCGUCGUCCGCCUGGAAUUUAUGUGACUGAACAAUCGAACGACAAGUGGCAUGCAGCACCGUUUUGCCUACUACCCCAACCCGCAAAACGACACUGUGCGACAUAGCUGUUCGUUCCUUCGAUUCGUUCGUCCGUGUAAAUAAGUUGUUCCGAUUGGAUGGACUAGGGUUGUCGGUUGCAACGACCGCAACCACGCUCGCUACACUUGCCUCAUUGUUGACUUUGCGUGAAAGGGAAGAACCUCCUCCGUCACUGGCCAUUUGCUUUCGUCUUCUGCAACCUUCUUUCAAGGACAAGAGCGGCCUUUUGGGAUUCUGGUUGCUUCAUUCAUGCAGUCGAGUUUUGGGAAGGUAGGUUGCAGAAAACAUGAACUCGCAUCUCAAUCUUAAACGUGCCCCUCCGUAGCAUCAAUCGCAAACAUUGACCCUGAGAGUCAAGGUCUGAGGCAUCCGUGAUUUCUGGCCAGCUCCCACUUUCCGGACUUCUCAAGGGCCCUGGGCCUGUAGUGUUGUUUUCCAUAUAUUGACAGGAAACGCCACCGGUUGACCCAACCAUGCAACAGUCUAGACUUUGCGACAUCCGAUUAUUGAGAUGACUGCCCCUCGCUGCUGGGAGACAGACAAGGACAGCGAUACGCAGGUAUGUGCGCUAUUAGGGUUGAGCCACUCAUGGAUUCCUGAACAAGCCCACAUGGCCGGGAUAUGAUCCGUGUUAUCAGAGGUAGCGUUUGAGUGUGAGAUUCGACCUCUUGCGUUGCGAUGCCAAUGCAAUAGGAACAAAGGUCCAGAGCAAGCCAACUGCAUGAAGCUUGGUGUUCGAAGACCGGCAAAGACCACACCUCCUUUUUCGUUGUGCAUGAUCCAGAUAUAUCUCCCAUCACGUCUCACCUUCUAAAGGUGAGUCUUUGAGCCCAUCCACUUUAUUCCCAGCCAUCAGUCGUCAGUGACACAACAAACCAUCACCUUCACAAUGGCCAUAUCCGUCCAACCCCCAACCCGCGACCGCACUGCCGGCCACCGCACCAAAAAGUCCACGUCUUCCGUCUCCGUCACCCCCGUAUCAGAACCCCAACCCAUCGACCCAUCCAUCAUCAACCGACCCAACGACCUCUCUGCGGUACCCGACCUCCUCUCCGCCAUCUUCACCCAAGGCAUCGCCGCCGUGACCUCCCCCUCAGAUGACGCCACGCGGCUCGCGCUCCUCUCGUCCGCUCGGGCCCUCGUCCUGGCGCUCGAAAGCCCGCGCGAGACUAUGCUCCGGCAAUGCUGGGCCGACACGGUGUGCAUGUCCACCUUGUCGGUCGGCGUCGACACGGGCGUGUGGGCCUACCUUGGGCGAGACGACCGACCUAAGCGCGUGGCGGACAUUGCUGCGGCCACGGGGUUUGAGGCGGCAUACCUGGCCCGACUGCUGAAGCAUGUAGCUGCCAUGGGCCAUGUGAUUGAGACGGGCAAGGACGAGUAUAAGCCGACCAAUUUUAGUAAAGCGUUGGCGAUCCCGACUUUGGGAGCUGCGUAUCCUUUGUUCACGGGACCAGGUAACACGGGCGGAGUCCUCCGCUGCACGGCCUCGUUCCCUUCCUACCUCAAGUCCACCAACCUCACCACCCCGACUUCCAUCACCAACAGCAACACGCAGUUCGCCUUCGACACCCCCAAGAACUUUUUUGAGCUGUGCCAUGACCCGGCAUAUGCGCCAAUGGGAGCCCAGUUCAACACGCACAUGGGGUCGUACGCCUUUGGCCGGCCCACGUGGGUGGACGAGGGCUUUUAUCCGGUUGGGGAGCGUCUGCUGGAGGGCUUCGAUGACGAGGACGAGACGGCGGCGUUGUUGGUGGAUAUCGGCGGGAGUAUCGGGCAUGAUUUGCAGAAAUUCCGAGAUGCGUUUCCGGAAGCGAAGGGUAGACUGGUCCUACAGGAUCUGGAGCCUGUGGUGAGACAGGUGAAGGAGGAUGAUUUGGAUGCGAGUAUUGAGAGGAUGGCGUAUGAUUUUUUGACGGAGCAGCCGGUUAAGGGAGCCCGCGCGUACUACAUGCACUCGGUCCUGCAUGACUGGCCGGAUCAUCAGUGCGUCCCCAUUCUGGAAAACGUCAAGGCGGCCAUGAAGCCGGGGUACUCGCGCUUGUUGAUCAACGAGAACGUGAUCCCAGAUGUGGGCGCAAGCUGGGAGAGCACUUCGUUGGAUAUCAUGAUGUCGUGCUUGGUGUCGUCCAAGGAGAGGACAAGGGAUGAGUGGGUGCAGUUGUUGGAGCGCGAUGCUGGGCUCAAGAUUACCGGGUUUUAUCCGGUUGGGCAUGGCGUGGAGAGCAUCAUUGAGUGUGAGUUGCCAAGUGAGGAGAGUGAGUCGUCGAACGAGGACACUGAGUCGUCGACGGAUGAGUCUUUGUAACUGUCAUGAUACCAAUCGAAUAGUGUGUUUGUAUGGACUGGAUAUUCUUGCGUCUUGUACCUUUUCAAUCCUGGUUUCCGGUCUUCCUCUUUAUACUGAACCGGUCAGGUAAAGCCAAGUGUUGAACCGUUUCGUGGUCUCGGUGUAAGGUCAGAUGCUGAACAUACUUUGUUCCUCAUUUCGUCGAUUUGCCGACCUCAUGUUUCACCCGGCACCAAAUCUCCUCGCCGCCGACUUUAGCACCCCACUUCUGGACAACAAAUCGGGGAAAGACGAAGAGAACAGAGGAUGGCCAGCUACAUAUUUCCAUUCUUGUCAAGUAUAAAGCUCCGUCAACAGUUGAUGCUGGAUUGUUAGUGUCGAUGUCGUCCUGGGGCUCAAAUGCCGUCGUCGUGUCAACAUUCUAUGAAACCCUAACGAAAAGAAGUUAUAAGAAAGAGUUGGGUAUUCCGAGGUGAUAGCACAAAUCCAGGAAAGCGCAGAAUGUGGUGAGAUGUUGCUUUUGCCGAGUGUCCAAUGCGAGUUUCUG
Molecule: messenger RNA, 2955 nt
Organism: Neurospora crassa OR74A
Lineage: Eukaryota; Fungi; Ascomycota; Sordariomycetes; Sordariales; Sordariaceae
Product: O-methyltransferase
Exons: 3
Coding region: 1008-2426 (472 amino acids)
Molecular function (GO): O-methyltransferase activity
Source: RefSeq, a predicted model, not a curated record